Molecule: messenger RNA, 2911 nt
Organism: Papilio polytes (common Mormon)
Lineage: Eukaryota; Metazoa; Arthropoda; Insecta; Lepidoptera; Papilionidae
Gene: Cog1
Product: conserved oligomeric Golgi complex subunit 1
Exons: 13
Coding region: 1-2781 (926 amino acids)
Biological process (GO): intra-Golgi vesicle-mediated transport
Cellular component (GO): COG complex; Golgi apparatus
Source: RefSeq, a predicted model, not a curated record
AUGCCUCAACCGAGCUUGCUAGAUAUUGUGCCGGAAGAAUUAUUUCAAACACAUUCUAUCACGGAGAUAGACCAUGUACAGAAGAAAUUGCAGUAUGAAAUCGAGCGAAAGAGGGAAGAUUUAAGGGCGAUGGUAGGAGAAAGAUAUCGCGAUUUAAUCCAAGCUGCGGACACAAUAGAAGAAAUGAAAUUAACAACAAGCAGCACUUUAGAUCAUAUAAAUGAAAUGACAGUUGCAUGCAAGAGUUUACAUGAUACACAUUUGGUUGGCUUCAAAGUUCAAGAACAACCUAAAAAACCAAGUUUUCAAUUAAAGCCAAAUCCUGCACAAGUUAUAGCAAUACAAGUAAAAUUGUUAAUGGAAAUACCUGAAAAAAUAUGGAAAUGCAUUGAGCGAGAUGACUUUGUUAAGGCAUCGCAACUGUUUAUUAUGGCAAGACAUAUCAAUACAGGGUUGCAGUUACAAAUAGGUGGUGAAAAUGCCAAACCCAGUAUGCAGUCGAUACAGAGAAUUGUGCAGCAACAAUGGUUAUCAAUCUCUAACUUCAGUCAGACAAUUAUCAAUGAGUGUAGGAAGAAAUUGCAAGAUGUCGAUAUUAGUGUAUCAGUGGCAAGUUCUUGUCUUGUAAGUCUUUACCUGCUAGACUCUCAGACUAUGGUGGAACUUCUCAACACUCUCAUUGGCUUACACAGUGACAGCAGUUUGCGAUCCACCCUACAGUUUGAUCUGACACAUAUAUUAGAAGGAGAUGUCAAAGCACAGAUUAAAAAGAAAAUUGUUAAUGGAGUUAAAAUUGUUUUGAAGACAGUUGUUUUGGUGUAUGCUUGUUUUGUAGAUAAUGAAGGUGGUGCAGUGUUGGAAAUGCUGAAAGAUUUAUACAAAAGGGAUUCCAAAACUCUAUUAGAUUUAGUGGAGUUCAGUGACACAGCGUCAUUGCGAUUGUUACCAUCUGCUAUAUCUAAUUACAAAUUAUCAACUCGGAAGGAAAUACAAGCAGUAGCUAAGGAAGAUAUAUCGAAAUCAGUACAAAAAUGGAGUGUAUGGGUGAAGACAUACAUUGAGAGUAAUGUACAGACUUUGCUGCAGAAUGUCACUAGAGUUAAAGUUCUACACGAGAUAAGAGAAGAAGCAUUUAAAAUAGAAACACCCUCAAACUGGAGUGCAGUGUGCACAGCUCUAGAUAUACCGGAAGUCCAUGUGUGGUGUCACUACUUCCAGCCUUUGUUGACCUCUCGAGUCAAACAUAUUAUAGACAACCGAUGGCUCAAAGUUUACGAUGGUUUUAAAACUCAAUUACUAGUUGAUUUAACUAAAGUAUCUUCUGAUAAUGAAUUAGAGAAGGAAUUCGAUAUAAAUUGGUUUGUAUGGAAGGAUCUUAUUGGUGAAACUGUUAUAGAAUCAAGGAAUGACGUCAUCAGUGUUAUGAAUUCGCUAAUGAAAGGUAUGUCAAGACAAGACCGUGGCUUCACACCGAACAUAGAGAAACUCUGUCAAGGUUUAGAUGAUGAAUUACAGAAGCUUCUAGAAGAUUUGAAAGUGUAUUUAUAUCCAGAGAAGAGAAGUAGAAGUAAUAAAUUACUGUUUUAUGAAGAAGAUGAUAAACAACAGAUAUACAGCGAUAGGGAGGAUAUUGAAGUUUAUUUGAGAAAUGUCUCUGAUACAAAUAUACAAAGUAUGUUACAAUACAUAAAAGCGUGUUUCGAAGAGCCAACUUUACAAUCAACUGAGUUACAAAGGAAGAGUACAGCGGUGUACUCGGCACGGUUCAUACAAGCGAUAGUAUACCUUAUGCCUAACUUACGUAAGUGCUAUAUUCCUGAAGACAACGCGGAUAUUAUAGAAGAAACUGCAAUAAACAGAUGGAAUAAUAUAAGUGGAAUAUUGAAAGAGAAUUGCCAAUACUGUUGGGGCAAAUGGUUGGACAUUGUAAUGCAAAAGGUGAUAGAUUUGAUCAAAUGUUUGCCGCAAGAAUUCACUUUGGAAGCCAAUGUUGACUAUUUGAUGAUGCAAUGGGAUGUAAUACAAAUACAAGAAAAAGACGACGAAGGGAACUCUAUAGAAUCGACUAUAAAAGUUCCCGCGGGACCUUCUAUUAAAUUACAAGAAUAUUUAUACUCAAUCAGUCGUAUUUUAGACGAAGUUGUCCCCCACACGUUACCGCACGAAGUUCAUACAGAAUUCGUGGAAAGAGUUACAUCCGUCCUUCUCGCACACUACAAUAAUGUGAUAAGAGAGAAAGAGACAGAUAUAAAUCAGAGAUGUGCGCUUCAGUUGUUGAUGGAUGUGAGACAUUUGACGUUGCUCAUGGUUCCGAGAGAGAAUAAGAAAUGUAUGGAAUAUUCUCAGGAUAUUUGCGAGUUUUUAAGACAGAAAAUAGAUCCGUUUGACUAUGAUGUUUUUUAUCCUUAUAUCCAGAUUAAUUUGAAGCGAUCAGUGCAAAGAGUACAGACGUUGUUAGGCAGCCUGGUGCUGCAUCACGGCCAGCUGCGCGGUGUGGUGGGCAGCCGCGCCACGUCGGGCGGCUCCGCGGACAACGCGGCGCGCCUGCUGGCUGCCACCGACGCGCACUGGUUCACACUGCUGCCCGUCGCCGCGCCCGCGCCCGUUAUGCACAAGCAGGAUAAAACUGUUAAAAAGAAAACGGUAGCUGCAAGUCCCAACAAGAACAAGGAUAUUACAGACGUGAUGAGCAGUUCUCUGCCCAUCAACUUUGCGAACGCCAGAUCUGGUGCAGCUUCCUUCUUCACAUCGAUGACUUCCGAUUGGUUUAGUGGCUCCUAAGUUACACCUAAAUUCAUAUUACAUAGACAGGUCGUAUAGAAACAAAGAUUUAAAAAUAUGUAUAGAGUAGGCAUAAUUGACAUUUCACUUGAGAUAUUUUUUUUUUAAAUUGUAAUAACGCCAUCUAUUA